Messenger RNA from Rhincodon typus (whale shark), 1619 nucleotides. Its product is annotated as 60 kDa lysophospholipase-like. Gene Ontology annotation, molecular function: asparaginase activity. NCBI's taxonomy places the organism in Eukaryota, Metazoa, Chordata, Chondrichthyes, Orectolobiformes, Rhincodontidae. The transcript has 15 exons. The record is from RefSeq and is a predicted model, not a curated record.
AUGUCACGCCCAGUUGCCACUGUUCAGGAACAGAGACGCCAACGUCGAUUGGUGGACAACCUAAAUGAGGUUCCUGUUAUGGUGAUAAAUACUGGUGGGACUAUGACCAUGGAAUACCAAGAUAAUGAGAGAGAGAGACUGAACACUGCUUCUUUGCCACCUUCUGCACAGCUGAACAAUUUUCAGCAAAACUACCAGCAGUACAAUGGUGUUGUGAUCCUUCAUGGCACAGAUACAUUGGCCUACACAGCUUCCGCCCUUUCAUUCAUGUGUGAGAACCAAGGAAAGCCCAUCAUCUUGACCAUCUCUCUGAUUCCCAUCCAUGAGAUGAGAAAUGAUGCCUAUGAUAAUUUGCUUGGGGCACUGCUGAUUGCCGGAUCGUAUGUAAUACCAGAGGUUAGCCUGUAUUUUCAAGACAAAUUAUACAGAGGAAAUCGAGUGAAAAAAGUUAAUGCCGAGAGUCUUACUGCAUUUGCUUCACCUAACCUGCGCCCACUUGUCGAUGCUGAACUGGACUUUAUAAUCCAAUGGGACACUGUUUGGAGACUAAAUAUAUCUAAGAAAUUUAGGGUACAAGCCAACAUGAAUCAGAAUGUGGGAUCGUUAAGGUUAUUCCCAGGAAUCAUGGCUGCAACAGUAAAAGCAUUUCUACAACCACCGAUGGAAGGAAUUGUCUUAGAGACUUACGGAAUGGGGACUACUCCAGACAAUCGCCCUGAAUUGUUGAACGAGUUUAAGGAAGGCAUUGAUCGUAGAAUAUUGAUAAUAAACUGUAGUUAGUGUCUGCAAGGCUCAGUUCAUCAAUCUUAUGCAACAGGAAAGGCUCUUACUGACCUUGGCAUUAUUCCGGGACACGACACGACACCUGAAGCUGCUUUGGCCAAAUUGUCCUAUGUACUGGGCAAGACCGAACUUACUACACAGGAGAAGGAAAAGAUGCUGUCUGAAAAUCUGAGAGGAGAAAUGAGCACAACACUUGGCAGUACAAAGACCUCUCUUAAAGAUAGUCAAUUUAUUCAAACUAUUGCCAAGUCUCUCAAUGUCAGUUGCAAAGAGGAACUGGAGAAUAUCCGAGAUGUUUUGAUUCCUUCCUUGGAUUAUGCAGCUGCAAGGACCGGUGAUAUCAGGACAUUGGAGGAGAUACAGGAAAUGGCAAGGAUGCUCCGAGGCAUGGGAUAUUGGCGAGACCAAGCAGAUGCUGCAACAAUGGAUGAAUGGACACUAUGCAAUGAUCACCGGACAGAGGUGUUCCCUCCAGUAGGGGAACACUACAGGGGUCAAGAACAUUCAGUCUGCAAUCUUUGGUUGAAACAAAAAUGUUAUGAAGAGUAUUGGAACUUGCUGCUAAAUCCACUAUACAUAAACCUGGCUGCAUACAGUGACAUAGAAGGAUUGAAGGCUUGGCACCUUGCAGGGUUAGACUUGGACCAGUGCAGCUACGACGGACAAACUCCCCUGGAGAUUGCUUUGGCUUCUGGUAAUCAGGAAGUAACUGCAUUCCUUCAGUCGGCACUCAAGCAAAACAAGGAGACACCAUGAUCACCAUCCCUGGAUAUGUAUGGUCCCACUGAUGGGAAGGCCCAGCAGAGGCGGCGGCACAGUUGGAAGGGAGUUUCCCU